AUGAACAGCGACGAGCCUCAGGGGAGUAGAAGUCCUGGACAAUUUGCAGGAAAGGCUGAAGAGAGGGUCACAAAAUUUGGUGGGUGCUUUUGGUUUCGCGGGUAUGGGGCUUUCGGGGUUUUGGUUUGGCGGAAACUCUGUUCCUUGGCUGCUGCUGCUAAUGGUUGCGUUGCUGACGCUCUUGUUUGCUGUUCGCCUGUUGCUCACUACCUGCGAUGUCUUCUUCCCCCGACAGUUAUUCCACAGGAAACUCAGGUGAAGAAAAUGAUCCAGCACGUUCGUCAGUAUCAAGUUCCAUUGCAGAAGUACAUGGCAAUGAUGGAUCUUCAGGAGAGGAAUGAACGGUUGUUUUAUAAGCUUCUUAUUGAGCACAUCGAAGAGUUACUCCCAGUUGUCUAUGCUCCAACUGUCGGUGAGGCUUGCCAGAAAUACGAAAGCAUCUUCAUGCGUCCUCAGGAUCUUUAUAUCAGCUUGAAAGAGAAGGGGAGGAUUCUUGAAGUACUAAGGAAUUGGCCUGAGAAGAACAUUCAAGUCAUUGUUGUAACUGAUGGAGAACGGAUCUUGGGUCUUGGGGAUCUUGGUUGUCAGGGAAUGGGAAUACCAGUUGGAAAACUUUCUUUAUAUACAGCACUCGGAGGAGUUCGUCCGUCUGCCUGUUUGCCUAUCACCAUUGAUGUGGGAACAAACAACAAGAACUUAUUGAAUGAUGAGUUAUAUAUAGGGCUCAAGCAAAGACGGGCGACUGGGCAGGAAUAUGCUGAACUUAUGCAUGAAUUUAUGAGUGCUGUCAAAUCAUAUCUAGCAUGA
Arachis ipaensis is the source of this 807-nucleotide messenger RNA. Lineage: Eukaryota; Viridiplantae; Streptophyta; Magnoliopsida; Fabales; Fabaceae. The record is from RefSeq and is a predicted model, not a curated record.